GGAUAAAAUUGAGUAGUACCAAGUUCGUCAUCGUCAACCGAAGUAAAAAAAUAUACGAAAAAAGAUUUUUCGAGAAUUGAAGAAAAUUUCGUCAUCAUCAACACACCACAAUGAGCUUAAUUUGGGGAAUUAUCGCCGGUUUCUUGUACUUUGAAAUCGUCAUCGUACUUUUGCUCACACUCCCGUUGGCCAGUCCCACAAAAUGGGCUCGUCUCUUCCGUUCCCGCUUCUUCGGCAUGCUCCGGAAUCAAGCGCAAAUCUACUUUUAUUUGCUGCUCGCGAUUCUGGUAAUCUUCUUGCUCGAAGCCAUUCGUGAGAUGCGCAAAUACAGUCACACAGAUCCCGCAGCUGAGGCACAUUUGAACGUCGGCAUGCAACACUCGAUGCGUCUUUUCCGCGCACAACGCAACUUUUACAUCUCCGGCUUUGCGAUUUUCCUCGUUUUGGUCAUUCGUCGGCUGGUAGUCUUGAUUCUCGAUCAAGCCUCGUUGACGGCACAAGCGGAGGCAAGUAUGCGUCAAGCACAAAGCGCCUCGUCUGCAGCUCGUACCUUGAUGAGCCAAAAGGGCGACGGAAAAGACGACAAGAAGGAUGGCGGCAGCGAAGUUGCUGACUUGAAGAAGAAAAUCGCCGAACUCGAACAAACACUGAGCAAGGAACGCAAAGACAAGGAAGCAAUGAAAUCCCAAUCGGAGUCACUUAACAAGGAAUACGACCGAUUGACGGAGGAAUUCAGCAAGUUACAACGCAAACUCACAAUUUCCGGGGGAAAAGACGACUAAGAACACCACGUCAGCUGUUACUUGUUAUUUUAUUAAUAACUUGCGAAAUUGUGUUGAAAUUAUUUUGGGAAUGUGCAUUUUCUGUGCCCCGUUUUCUACUGCUAGCCAACUUUGUAUUUAUUCACUAUUAACUUUUUUUUUCUGUCAAGAACUUGGGACUGUUGAGGCUGUUGUUAUUUAUUGAAAAAAAAAGGUUCUUCAUCACAAAUAAAAAAAAAAUUGAAAAUUUUGGGAAAUCUAUUGCUUGACGAUUUGUCAUUAAACAUCAAAAAAUAAUUAACAAAUAAUAAAACUU
Molecule: messenger RNA, 1077 nt
Organism: Culicoides brevitarsis
Lineage: Eukaryota; Metazoa; Arthropoda; Insecta; Diptera; Ceratopogonidae
Product: B-cell receptor-associated protein 31
Exons: 2
Coding region: 111-782 (223 amino acids)
Biological process (GO): endoplasmic reticulum to Golgi vesicle-mediated transport; intracellular protein transport
Cellular component (GO): endoplasmic reticulum; endoplasmic reticulum membrane
Source: RefSeq, a predicted model, not a curated record